Candidula unifasciata is the source of this 1122-nucleotide messenger RNA. NCBI's taxonomy places the organism in Eukaryota, Metazoa, Mollusca, Gastropoda, Stylommatophora, Geomitridae. The record is from the annotation of a GenBank genome assembly.
AUGAACACGAACGACUGUGCUCCCAGAGAUGGGACUAACUUGACCAGAAGUGGCCCUGAUCCAUGGAGAGUGGUAAUCUCUGUUUCAUUUUCAUCACUUGUGGUUUUUAUUAUUGCGGCCAACAUCACGACCAUCGUGUCCAUGUUGCGAUCAAUGUACAUUAGGAAAACGACACAGCGGACCAGCAGAGAUAAGGUCCUGAUUGUGUCCAUGUCUGUAGGGGAUUUGUUUCUUGGAGCCUUUCCAACAUCUCUUGUUGUAUACGAGGCGACGUCUGGCGGCAUUUGGUUGCUGGGAACUACCGUUUGCGCUAUCAGGUAUUUGUCUGACCUCUGCCUGUGCACUGUUUCCAUAUAUCACGUGAUGUUUAUGGCCGUAGACAGGUAUCUAGCCGUCUGCAAGCCACUCCUACAUCGGACCUUGCCCAAAAAGACCGAGUACAUCAUGGUGUUAAUUAGCUGGAUUGUGCCUACUGCUCUAGUGUUUCUGCCAAUCCUAGGACAUUCAUACGGGUUCGGAGGACAGUAUACGGCAGAAUGUCCCCAUACCAGCAGCGCGUGUUUUGUGCAGUUCAAUCGUGUUUAUUUAAUAAUAUUUAUUAUUACGUCUAUCAUUUUACCUCUAGUUAUCGUUCUCAUUAUCUACUAUACAGGUUUCUCCUCUUGUGUUUCAUCUAGUCCCUUUCAGUUAUCAUCGAUAUCCUCAUCAUUAUCAUCGUCCUCAUCAUCGUCUUUAUCGAUGUCAUCAUCAUCCUAUACCUCACCUGGAAGUAAUACUAACGUUUUAAAAGGACACGCAGAGCACACAGAAUAUCGAGAAGCCAACGACCAGGUGGUCACUUCUAGGAAGACUGGCCAACCAACCAAGCAAAAUCUCAAAGCUGUGAAAACGAUAGGGGUUAUUGUCGUCUGCUUCGUGGUAUGUUGGUUUCCCACGGCCGUCCAGCUGACCCUGGACGCUGCCUCCAUCUCUUCCUGUCCCAAGUGGCUGAAGCAGGUCUUUACUUGGCUGGCCUACUUAAACUCGGGCUUGAACUCUGCACUUUACUGCGCCAACACAAGCAUGAGACAGCGCAUGCGUCAUUUCUUCUGUGAAACCACUUGUUUGAAACCUGCUAACUGA